UUCCAUAAUUCGUUUUCUCUCUUUCAUUAAUCUUCUUCUCCAGUUUUUUCUUUCUUUCUUUCUCUCUCCUACUUUGCCAUACGUCUCUCUUUUUCUCGUCACGCUUUGAGAAAAAAAGAGAAAAGAGACACUGGUGUAAAACUGCCAUGUAAUAUUUUACACACAUUAUUGAUAUCUGUGUACGUAUAGUUCAGUAGUAGUGAUGUGCUUUCUUUAGAACCCUAGAGUGGGAAAAAGGUUUUCCAAGUGUUGUUCAACUGUCUUGCUUUUCUUGCUGGGCUCACUCUACUUCACCAGAUCUAAACUAUCUUGAGUAGAGAUUCAAGGAAAUAGAUUUUGAGAGACCCUAAAUUGGAAAGAUGGAUCAGUUAUGACCCUGCCGCAGACGACUUUUCAAGCACAAGUAUAUUGAAGCCUGGAUAGUUCUCCCCAAUGGAGGUUUCAAUGGUUCAAUCCAGUGAAGAUCCAGUGGAGAUGCACAGGAAUACUGAGCCCAAACAGUCAGACACCAAAGAUCCACUGACUGAGCCGCAUGCUCUACAGCUAGAGGAAAAACUACCGAUUGAGGGUGUGAAGAAAGCCGGUAAAGUGCUGAAACCCAAUGCCACAACAACACCUAAGAGCACUGGUACUGGUGGGGCUUCUAAGAGAAAAAUAGAAGUGAAGAGUGGUGGAGACUCUAGUUCAAAUGAAGCAAGACCAACAUUGACCAAACCAACCAUGAGUAGUGCCUCGCGCACUUCGGGAUCAGUUCCAGUGACUAGAAGGAGCAGCACUGGUGGUUUACCUGAAAAGCAGCCAAUAAUGAUUACAAAGCGACAGAGUACUGACAUCGGUUUAGCAGCAGGUAAAAGAACCAGUUCUUUAGCCUCAGAACCUCUAAGGAAAUCUCUUCCAGAAAUUCGGAGGACUUCAGCAUCGUUAAUUAGUGCUAAGCCUGCUAUCAGACAGAGUGUUCCAGAAACUCGGAAGUCUGUUCCUAUUUCACCUGUUCCCAAAACUCCGAGAACACCUACCAGUUCUGAUUCGAGCAAGCAAGAUUCGAGUAAGAAGACUUCGCUGAGAUCCUCUCAGUUGUCUGUUUCUUCAGUCAAGAAGAUUUCUUCUCCAUCACUGGAUAGCACUGGAAGUAGUGGUUCCAUUAGAAAGUCGAUUACGAAGGUUAACUCCCUCUCUGCCAGGUCACCCACAGUAUCCAGUGGGUCCAAAUCUGGUAGUUUGUCAACAUCGCUGGACAGAAGUUCCACUCUGACUGGUCGUAAGAAGGUGGGCACUCGAGAAAGUCGGGACUCGCGUCUGAUUAUGCUCCCUCAAGUUGAAGCGAAAGCUGGUGAUGAUGUGAGAUUGGAUCUCCGGGGCCACAAAAUACGCAGUCUCACCAGCAGUGGGCUGAACUUGUCACAAAAUCUAGAGUUUGUUUAUCUCAGAGACAAUCUCCUGUCGACAUUGGAUGGUAUUGAAGUCCUGAAACGGGUGAAGGUUCUUGAUCUGAGUUUCAAUGAUUUCAAAGGACCUGGUUUUGAGCCACUUGAGAAUUGCAAGGCGCUGCAGCAACUUUAUCUCGCUGGAAACCAAAUCACAUCCUUGAAGAGCCUUCCCGAGCUUCCUAACUUAGAGUUCCUCUCUGUUGCUCAGAAUAAGUUAAAAUCUCUUUCAAUGGCAAGCCAGCCUCGUUUACAGGUGCUAGCAGCCAGCAAAAAUAAAAUAUCAACUUUGAAAGGCUUCCCAUGCUUACCAGCACUUGAGCAUUUGCGUGUAGAGGAGAACCCCAUACUUAAGAUGUCUCAUCUGGAAGCUGCUUCUAUAUUGCUUGUUGGUCCAACCUUGAAAAAGUUCAAUGACAGGGAUCUUUCACGAGAGGAGAUAGCAAUUGCCAAGCGUUAUCCUUCACACACUGCCUUGUGCAUCCGAGGUGGGUGGGAACUGUGCCGUCCAGAACAGGCUGUAGAUUCUACGUUUAAGUUUCUGCUCGAACAGUGGAAAGAACAACUUCCUUCUGGAUACUUGCUUAAACAUGCUUCCGUGGACCAACCAUUUGAGGAAGAUGCUUGCUAUUGCCACUUUGAGUUUGUUAGAGAUGGUUCAUAGGAGACCGGACUCCUUCAAAUUUUACAGUAAUUUCCGGCGCAUGCAAAGAGAUCUACUUUCCCAAGAAUGAUGACAUUGGCAGAAUCUUGAAAGUGGAGUGUACCCCAAUACUCGGUGAUACUGAAUAUCCUACUAUUUUUGCAAUAUCUUCGCCAGUUUCUCCAGGCACUGGAAUCCCUAAGGUCAUGAAGAUUGAUGUACGUGGAGAGCUGGUGGAGGGAAACACAAUUAAAGGGUAUGUUGAGGUUGCAUGGUGUGGAGGAACUCCAGCGAAAGGUGUUGCUAGUUGGCUUAGGAGGCGGUGGAAUAGCAGUCCUGUUGUCAUUACUGGGGCAGAAGAAGAAGAGUAUCAGCUGACGCUAGACGACAUAGAUUCAUGUUUGGUAUAUAUGUAUACACCAGUUACUGAAGAAGGUGCCAAAGGGGAACCUCAAUAUGCAAUCACUGAUUAUGUAAAAGCAGCUCCUCCAUCUGUCACUGAUGUACAAGUUACUGGAGAUGCUGUGGAAGGAAAUACAAUCAGAGGGAUAGGCAAGUAUUUUGGAGGAAAAGAAGGCCCCAGCACAUUUGAGUGGUUGCGUGAGGAUAAGGAUACUGGAGAAUUUACCUUGGUGUUGACGGGUACAAACGAAUACACUCUGACAAAAGAAGAUGUUUUACGACGACUGACAUUUGUUUAUACACCUGUCAACUUUGAAGGGCAGGAAGGGAAGUCUAUGUCAGUAGUGUCCCAUACAGUUAAGCAGGCACCACCAAGAGUAACAAACAUUAAGAUAAUUGGUGAACUGAAGGAGGGAAGUAAGGUAACUGUGACUGGUAUUGUUACUGGAGGAAUGGAAGCGUCUAGUAGAGUUCAGUGGUUCAAGACCAGUUCUUCUACUUUUGAAGGUGAAAAUGGUCUUGAACCAUUAAGCACAUCCAAAAUUGCUAAGGCAUUUCGCAUACCUUUGGGAGCUGUUGGCAAAUACAUAGUUGCAAAAUUUACACCAAUGACUCCAGAUGGUGAAGCUGGUGAACCGGCUUAUGUGAUUUCUGAUACAGUUGUUGAGACUCUUCCCCCUAGUCUCAAUUUUUUGUCUAUAACUGGUGAUUACUCCGAAGGUGGAGUGUUGACAGCAUCAUAUGGUUAUAUUGGCGGUCAUGAGGGGAAGAGUAUCUAUAAUUGGUAUCUUCAUGAGGUGGAAAAUGACUUGGGUACUAUAAUACCUGAGGUUUCGGGUCUCCUUCAAUAUCGAGUUCCCAAAGAUGCCAUUGGUAAAUUCAUAUCUUUUACUUGUACUCCAGUGCGCAGUGAUGGUAUUGUAGGUGAACCAAGAACUUGUAUUGGACAAGAACGUGUUCGUCCAGGAAGCCCAAGACUGCUUUCUUUACAAAUUAAUGGAACGGCUAUUGAAGGCACUACUCUAAAUGUUGAAAAGAAAUAUUGGGGUGGUGAAGAGGGAGAGUCAAUUUACCGCUGGUUCCGGACUAGUUCAAAUGGUACUCACGGUGAAAUAAGUGGUGCAACUUCUUCAUCAUACAUGCUCUCUAUAGAUGAUAUUGGCUUCUUCAUAUCAGUUUCCUGUGAGCCCAUCCGAAAUGACUGGGCCCGUGGUCCUAUUGUCCUUUCUGAACAAGUUGGACCGAUUGUGCCUGGACCCCCAACAUGCUGGUCACUUGAAUUUCAUGGCUCCCUCGUUGAAGGAACGCAUUUAAGCUUCAUCGCUUCUUAUAGUGGAGGGUUGAAGGGAGAUUGCUUGUACGAGUGGUUCAGAGUGAAGGGCAAUGGUCUGCGAGAGAAACUUCAUGUUGGAGAAUUUCUAGAUUUAACUUUUAAUGAAGUGGGAGAUUGUGUGGAGCUUGUUUAUACACCUGUCCGUGCUGAUGGCAUGAAGGGCAGCCCAAAGACACUGGUUUCUCAUCCUGUUGCUCCUGGGGAUCCUCUAGGUGUUAAAUUGGUAGUUCCUGAUUGCUCUGAGGGCCAGGAAGUGGUCCCUGAAAAAAGGUACUUUGGAGGACAAGAAGGAGCUGGGAAGUAUAUUUGGUUCAGAACAAAGAAUAAGCUUCAUGAACCUGCCCUAAUGGAACUGGCAAAUAAUUGUGAAAAUGUUGAUAUACGUGGGCAGACAUUAACAUAUACUCCAUCUGUUGAAGAUGUGGGGACUUAUUUAGCAUUGUAUUGGGUGCCGACACGGUCAGAUGGGAAAUGUGGAAAGCCGGUGGUGUCAAUUUGUGAGUCUCCAGUUAUUCCAGCUGUUCCAGCAGUAUCUAAUGUUUGUGUGAAGAAGUUGUCUUCAAGCACCUAUUAUGGAGAAGGAGAAUAUUUUGGUGGAUAUGAAGGAGCAAGCUUAUUUAGCUGGUAUAGACAAUCUGAUGAUGGAAUGAUUGUUCUUACUGAAGGAGCUAAUUCUAGAACUUAUGAAGUCACAGAUGAAGAUUAUAACUACAGAUUGUUGUUUGGAUAUACGCCAGUUCGUUCAGAUUCAGUUGUUGGAGAACUUCGAUUAUCUGAGCCCAGUGACAUAAUUUUGCCAGAGUUGCCAAGAAUUGAGAUGCUAGCUCUCACUGGUAAAGCUGUUGAAGGAGAAGUAUUGACUGCUCUUGAAGUUAUUCCGAAGAGCGAAAAUCAACAGCUUGUUUGGGGAAAGUACAAGAAAGAAGUGAAGUAUCAGUGGUUUUUCUCAUCUGAAACUGAAAAGGAGAAGUCUUUUGAGCUUUUCCCAUCGCAGCGGUCUUGCUCCUAUAAAAUACGGUUUGAGGACAUUGGUCGCCAUUUGAGGUGUGAAUGCAUAGUUACUGAUGUGUUUGGAAGAUCAAGUGAGCCAGCAUAUGCUGAAACUUCUUCAGUUUUACCAGGAGUUCCUAGAAUGGACAAGCUGGAAAUUGAGGGUCGAGGUUUCCACACAAAUUUAUAUGCUGUACGUGGCAUUUAUAGUGGGGGAAAGGAAGGGAAAAGUAGGAUUCAGUGGCUUAGAUCAAUGGUGGGAAGUCCUGACCUCAUCUCUAUUCCUGGGGAGACAGGAAGGAUGUACGAGGCAAAUGUUGAUGAUGUAGGCUACAGGUUAGUUGCUAUUUACACACCGGUAAGAGAUGAUGGAAUUGAGGGACAACCCGUUUCUGCAUCAACGGAUCCAAUUGCAGUUGAGCCUGAUGUUCAUAAAGAAGUGAAGCAGAAGCUGGAUCUUGGAUCAGUGAAGUUUGAGGCCCUGUGCGACAAGGAUCGGGCUGCUAAAAGGGUUCCUGGAAUGGGAAGUCUUGAGAGAAGAAUCCUGGAAGUGAAUAGAAAAAGAGUCAAGGUUGUAAAACCUGGUUCCAAGACCUCAUUUCCAACGACAGAAAUUCGUGGAAGUUAUGCUCCACCAUUCCAUGUUGAGCUAUUCCGAAAUGAUCAACAUCGUCUUAGGAUUGUUGUUGACAGUGAGAAUGAAGUAGAUUUGAUGGUACAGACCCGACAUCUCCGUGAUGUCAUUGUCCUUGUGAUCAGAGGGCUUGCACAGCGUUUCAACAGUACAUCACUGAACACUCUUCUCAAAAUAGAGGCAUAACGCUGUGUUAUUUUGUUAGAGAUACCAUGUGGUUUUUUUAUUUUCUUGCCUUUUUCCUCUCCUUUUUAUUGAGUGGGAGGGAUUAAGGUUGGAAGCAUCUGCUUCCUGAUUAUUGUUAUCGCAAGUAGUAUGGUUGUAUGAAUUUUCUCUUGGAGAGGGGUUUGGUGUGGUUAUUUGUUUGAAUAAUUACUGUCCCAAUGAUAUUUUCUUUCUUUAUUGCGUAAUGUAUAGAAACUCCAGCUCGCCAGCUGUAUAAUACUUUGCUA
Sesamum indicum (sesame) is the source of this 5878-nucleotide messenger RNA. It is a transcript of the gene AIR9, whose product is annotated as Outer arm dynein light chain 1 protein. The record is from RefSeq and is a predicted model, not a curated record. Gene Ontology annotation, molecular function: protein binding. NCBI's taxonomy places the organism in Eukaryota, Viridiplantae, Streptophyta, Magnoliopsida, Lamiales, Pedaliaceae. Gene Ontology annotation, cellular component: plasmodesma; plasma membrane.